Triticum turgidum subsp. durum (durum wheat) is the source of this 2478-nucleotide messenger RNA. The record is from the annotation of a GenBank genome assembly. NCBI's taxonomy places the organism in Eukaryota, Viridiplantae, Streptophyta, Magnoliopsida, Poales, Poaceae.
AUGGACGGAGAGCGUGUGGAACGGGGAAGCCGCCACCCUAAGAAGAAGGGGAAGCAUCGUCAUGAAGAGGGGAAGGCAAAGGAUAAGUCGAAGCGUCACAGAGACAAAGAGGCAACUGGCACUGAUGUGGCUUCAGAUAUCCGAGAAAACGGCAAGGAAGAGGCUGUGAUAGGCAUCGCGGAGGAGGGGGAAGGCCGCAAGAGCAAGAAAGGGAAGGGCCGCCAUGAGGAGAAGAACAAGGUGAAUGUUUCAGUCGUUUCCGGCAGCAUAGAGAACGGUGCUGGUGAGGAGCAGGCCAAGAAGUCGGGCUCAAUGGCAAUGAAGCCUUGUUCGGAGGGUGCCACGGACAAAGUCAAUGUGAAGAAAGACAAGAAGAAAAAGGAUAAAAAGAAAGAGAAAGAAGCUGAGGCGACCGAGCAGAAGCAGAGUUUUGAUACUACUGUUGGUAAGGAGCAAGCUGAACCUUCUAGCUUGAUGGCGGUAAAGCCCCGUGUGGACUUUGCCGAGGGUGAUACGAGCAAAGACAAUGUGAAGAAAGACAAGAAGAAAAAGAAGGAGGAGAAGAAGGAAGAGAAAGAAGCUGAGACGACUGGGCAGAAGCAGACAUUUGACACUACUGUUGAAAAUUCAGGGGCAGAGCCUACAGAGAGAGACACGGUUGACGGAAAACAGUCUAGCAAGUCAAAGAAGAGCAAACGUAAGCAUAAUGAUGGUGCACCUGCCGUAGAGGUUUCUGCUGGCGAUCAAAUCGUGACAAGGGAAGAUAAGAAGAGAAGGAAGGAACCAGUUGUGCUGGAAGCGAGCAACCAAACCCAAAACACAAAUGAAGGUGAGAAUAGAGAGAUUAAGAAGAGAGGAAAGGAAAGCAGUAAAGCCAGUCCAGACUUUAGUGAGAAUGCAUCUGCUGGGGGAGAGGAAGCUGGUUUAGGUGUUAAUAAUGAUAAGAAGAAAAAGAAGAGCAAGGGGAUUGGAGGAGGAAAAAAAAAGAAAGAAAAGGCAGCUCGGUCAACAAAGGGUAAGCGGGUGAGUUCUGCUGAUUCCGUGGAGAUGUUUAGAACCGAAGGUGGUGAUGGUGAUGGGAUUGGAGGAAGAAAAAAGAAAGAAAAGGCAGCUCCAUCAAAGAAGAAAGGCAAGCGAGUGAGCUUUGCUGAUUCUGCGGAGGUGUUUAGCAUCGAAGGUGGUAAUAAUGAAGAGGAUGUCAGCAGUGAUGAAUCUAAACGUGUGCAUGGUCGGUUUACCCCAGAGGAAGACGCCACCCUCAUGGAAGCUAUGAGGGGUUACGCAGAGAUGAAGCAACUGGGGGAGAAAGGUUUAGAGAUGAUUGGGUCUUGUCGUAAAUACCCAGAGCUCAAGGGUUGUUGGGAUGAUAUAGCGAAAUCGUUACCCCAUAGACCUUACUUGGCGAUAUACAGGCGAGCACAUACAUUACUCUAUAGGAGCACCGGAUGUAAAUGGACACAUGAAGAAAAAGAGCAGAUUCAGCAGUUUGUCGAGAAAAAUGGCACAGAUUGGAAAACACUGGCACAGGAACUUGGAAAGAGUGAGAUCCAUGUAAAACAUGCUUGGAGAAGAAUAAAACCUAAGAAGAAAAAAGGUGCUGAUGAUGAAGAGGAUGUCAGCGGUAGUGAAUCUGAACUUGUACAUGGACAUCGGUUUACCGCAGAGGAAGAUGCCAUCCUCAUGGAAGCUAUGAGGGAUUACGCAGAGCUGAAACAACUGGGAGAGAAAGGCUUAGAGAUGAUUGGCUCUUGUAGUAAAUACCCAGAGCUCAAGGGUUGUUGGGAUGAUAUAGCGAAAUCGUUACCCCAUAGACCUCACGAGGCCAUAUACCAUCGAGCGCGUAUAUUACUCUAUAGGGGUGCUGAACGUAAAUGGACAGAUGACGAAAAAGAGAAGAUUCGGCGGUUUGUCGAAAUCAAUGGAACGGAUUGGAAGACAUUGGCUCGGGAACUUGGAAAGAGUGAGAUCCACGUAAAAGAUACUUGGAGAAGAAUGAAACCUAAGAACUUGAAAAAAGGACGUUGGACUCAGGAUGAACACCAGAACUUGUUUGAUUUGGUGAACCUUGACUUGCGUCUGAAAGCCCAUCAAAUAAAAAAUCCUGAUCAUCGGAUGCUAAGAGAUAACAUUUCCUGGGAGGCCAUCAGUGAUAAAUUGACCACCCGUAAUCACAAGAAUUGUUGCCUCAAGUGGUACGAAACAUUAGCAUCUCCGAUGGUCAAGGAAGGAAUCUGGUCUGAUGUUGAUGAUUAUCUACUGGUGGAAGCGCUUCAAAAGGUUGAUGCUGUCUGUAUUGAAGAUGUUGACUGGGACAGCCUACUUGAUCACAGGUCUGGGGAGGUUUGUCGUCAAAGAUGGAACCAGAUGGUCCGCGCCAUUGGUGGCCACAGGGAGAAGCCUUUCAUCGAACAAGUGGAAGUGCUGUCGAGGCGCUACUGCCCAGAAAUGAUUGAAUACAGAAGUGAGGAAAAAGUGUAG